Molecule: messenger RNA, 810 nt
Organism: Solenopsis invicta (red fire ant)
Lineage: Eukaryota; Metazoa; Arthropoda; Insecta; Hymenoptera; Formicidae
Exons: 1
Coding region: 1-810 (269 amino acids)
Source: RefSeq, a predicted model, not a curated record
AUGCGCUUACUUGCACCAUAUUCUCCGUCACGCGCCGCGUCUCAAGGUUCGUGGAGUCAUUUAGACGGCCUCUCGCUGGCCGACUCAGACCCAGCAAGCGCUGCGCCGAUUGAAGUUAUCAUCGGUGCCGAUCUCUACGGUGAGAUUCUCCUCGAUGGCCGUCGGAAAGGAGAAUUCGGUCAGCCUUACGCGCAGAACACCAUCUUUGGAUGGGUACUCUCCGGACCGACGUCCUCUUCGCCGUUCCUCUCGUCGGCAUCCGUUCACUGUUGCUCGCAAGUAACGUGCUCACGCGGUAACUCGCCCACGCUUGAUCAGGCAUUGAGACGAUUCUGGGAAGUGGAGGAGAUUCCGCGGAAGGCGGUGCUCACUCCGGACGAAUUACAAUGUGAGGAGCAUUUUCUCACAACGCAUUCGCGUUGCUCUGAUGGGCGGUACAUCGUCCGUCUACCAUUCAAAAACGGUCUGCCGAUCGAAAUCGGAUCAUCUCGCGGCACAGCUACUCGCUGUCUUAGCAGCUUACUCCGUCGAUUUCGAAAAUCGCCGGAUCUUCAAAAGGAGUAUUCGGAAUUUUUGCGCGAAUAUGAAGAGAUGGGUCACAUGCGGGAAUCCCCUCCGCUCUCUGAGUCGUCUCAAUGCGUAUUUAUUCCCCAUCAUCCGGUUAUCUGCGACGGAAGUAGCACUACGCGUCUCAGUGUAAUAUUUAAUGCGUCGAGUGUUACCUCCAACGCGACCUCGCUCAAUGACCAUAUGUUAGCGGGACCAAAGCUUCAGACCGAGUUAACUGCGGUUAUUUUGCGUUGGCGUUAA